GGAUAAGAUGGCGCCCAAUCUAAUUAUAAUUCAAUUGUGUAAUUUUUUUUAUUAAAUCCGUUUUGCGUAACAAACCGUAGGAAACUCACAUCCGUUUCGUUUAUCAACCACAUCUCCCACUAAAUAGUUAUAAAUAAAAUAGGCGAAGUGUUUAGUUUUCUUUUUGGUGAUUUUUGAAUCGGAAUAAGAUCGUGUGUCGCGGUCCAUUGCUAACAUCAUAGUAAAUAAUUAAUUAUCGGGAGGUCAGUCGAAGUUUAGUAGUCGGAAUAGUUCGGAUUGUCGGGGUCGUUGUUUAAGGGGUCUUAAGCGAGCCGUUAAAGGCAGUAGCCAUCGCAAAAUCACCACCACCAUCUUCAUCAUCAUCAUAAUCGUCGUACCGAAUAAUAAUAACCAUUACGAGUCGUCGUCGUCGUCGUCGCCGCGCCGCCGUUCGAUGCCAAUGAAAUGAUAGACACUUGACGUUUCGAAUUCGAGUCCGUAACGUUCAAGUUCGUUUAGUUUAAAAGGCAUCUCAAAUGAGUUCCAAAUUGGACGUAAAUAGAAGAGUACUGGCGAUACAGGCUAAGAAAAAACGUCACAAGCCCGGUAAGAAAAAAGGAAAAAACGACGAAUUAAACGGUCAGUUAAACACCGGCACAAAUCGGAACAAUUCCCGUUUGGAGCCCUCGCACAGUUCGAGCAAUGAAACUAUUGCAGAUCCGGAUGAACCGUACUCAAGCGAAGAAGAGGAACAAGAAGAUAGCAGCGAUUAUCGGAAGGGCGGUUAUCAUCCGGUAAAAAUUGGUGAUCUUUUCUUAGGCAGGUAUCAUGUAACCAGGAAACUAGGAUGGGGUCAUUUUUCCACGGUGUGGCUGUGCUGGGAUUUGGAACAAAAACGAUUUGUUGCAUUAAAAAUCGUUAAAAGUGCUCAGCAUUUUAAGGAGACUGCCCUCGAUGAGAUUAAGAUCUUAAAGUCCGUUAGAGAUUCUGACCCGUCCGACCCUAAACGCAACAAAACAGUACAGUUGCUAAACGACUUCAAAAUUAGUGGUGUCAAUGGGGUUCACGUCUGUAUGGUCUUUGAGGUUCUUGGUCAUAACCUAUUAAAACUAAUCAUCAAAUCAAAUUAUCGUGGAAUUCCUCGACCCAACGUACGCACGAUUAUCCGGCAAGUACUUGAAGGUCUCGAUUAUCUCCACGCAAAAUGUAAGAUAAUUCACACGGACAUCAAACCGGAAAACGUUUUAAUUUGCGUAACCGAGGAAUACAUUAGAAGACUGGCUUGCGAGGCGGCUGAAAUGCACCAGCUCGGUAUGAAACUGCCCACAUCUUUAGUAAGCACCGCGCCCGUCCAAGAGGUUCAAGGUUCCACCAAAAUGAGCAAGAACAAAAAGAAAAAGUUAAAGAAGAAGGCCAAAAGGCAAAACGAACUGCUCAAAAAGCAAAUGGAACAGAUCAUCGAGUUGGAGGAACAGAAAAAGGUGAAAGAGAACGGUGAUGCUAACGGCGAGGCCAAGCCGAAUUGCAAUGGGACUAAUGUUAGUCCGGAUGUUACUCCCGAUGGUACUGAGGAUAAGAUUUUACCGAAUGGGUGUGGUGAUGAAUUGGGAGGUGGAGAGAGUGGAUCUCCUCCCGUCGAGGGAGCUGGGGAGGCUGUAUCUCAUAUGUCGGAAGACGAUAGUCCUUCAAUUACUUCGAAAAGUGAGAAGGUCGAGUUGGAUCCUGCUUUUGUUGAAUGUGAUUUUGAGGUAAAAAUAGCUGAUUUAGGAAACGCAUGUUGGGUAGAUAAACAUUUUACAGAAGAUAUUCAAACGAGACAAUAUCGUUCGUUAGAAGUUUUAUUAGGAGCCGGUUAUAAUACUUCCGCCGAUAUAUGGAGUACGGCUUGUAUGGCAUUUGAGUUAGCGACGGGCGAUUAUUUAUUCGAACCACAUUCAGGCGAAGAUUACAGUAGAGACGAGGACCAUUUAGCGCAUAUAAUCGAGCUGUUGGGCGAAAUACCGCGACGAAUCACCACGCAGGGUAAAAAUUCGAAAUUGUUCUUUAACAAAAAAUCGGAACUACGCCGAAUCACCGGUUUGAAACCGUGGUGUUUGGAAGACGUUCUCAAUGAAAAAUACGAAUGGAGUAGGAAAGAUGCGGAAGAAUUUGCAGCAUUUUUAAAACCAAUGCUUGAUUUCGAUCCGGAUAAACGCGCUACCGCCGCUCAGUGUCUCCAACAUCCGUGGCUUAGGGGAGAGUGAAAUCAUUUUUGUUUUAUAAUUAUUAUUUUUUUUUAAGGAUGAAAAAAAUUAAAUGAAAAAAGUUUUUCCCCUCC
Messenger RNA from Onthophagus taurus, 2296 nucleotides. RefSeq names its product SR splicing factor protein kinase (gene SRPK). The record is from RefSeq and is a predicted model, not a curated record. Gene Ontology annotation, cellular component: cytoplasm; nucleus. Gene Ontology annotation, biological process: spliceosomal complex assembly; peptidyl-serine phosphorylation; regulation of mRNA processing. Lineage: Eukaryota; Metazoa; Arthropoda; Insecta; Coleoptera; Scarabaeidae. Gene Ontology annotation, molecular function: protein serine/threonine kinase activity; ATP binding.